GUCUGUAGGGAGGGGACCCGAGGGCGCGGGAACCCGGGAGGGGCUGUGGCGGAAUCCCCGAGACUGGCUGAGCUGGGAGCGCGUGAAAGAGAGCAACGCCGUGACUAGUGAAUGACUGAGAGACUGACACCAGAGAAGAGAUCUGAAGGGACAGAAACGAUGGCACGGAGGACAAGGGGGGCCCAGGGGUAGAUCCGGCUCUGCACUGGGAAGAAGGGCGGGACGUGGAGCAGAGAACAGCAGGUUUGGGGAUCGCUCUGUUCCCUGCUUACAGGUAGUUCCUCGAACUCAUGAAAGUAGCUCUGAAGUCCCUAACCCUUGGUUUCCAGUCACCAGGACCAACCGCCCCAUGUCAGACUGGCAUAGAAAAAGGAUGACCCCAGCACCAGAAAGCUGAGUGAAGUCAGCGAAAGAGGCCACCCUACACCGAGCAGCCCACCUGAGGUUUCCAUCCCGGGGAAGUGGGUACCAGGACUGGAAGGAAGGUACCCCGACACUGGCCGGGAUCCCGCUGCUGGCUGGGACCCUCACCCAUCUGUAUGUAAGGAAAGCAAGCAGCCGAGCCCAGAGAAUCACAGGAGGUCACCUUACUUUCAAGUCUCCAUGGCAGAAAAGGAAACCAUCCUCAAGAUCAGCAGGAACUUGAAAAAUGCUGUCUCUGCCAUCCUCCAGGGAUAUGGGGACGGGCAGGGGCCAGUGACAGACACAAGUGCCGAGCUACACAGACUCUGUGGCUGCCUGGAGCUGCUCCUGCAGUUUGACCAGAAAGAGCAGAGGAGCUUCCUGGGGGCUCGGAAGGAUUACUGGGACUUCCUGUUCACUGCCCUUCGGCGGCAGCGGGGAUACACAGAGCAGAUGAACUUCAUAUGCUCACAGGACAAGCUGAAGACCUCGCUAGGAAAAGGCCGUGCCUUUAUCCGACUCUGCCUUGCCCAUGGACAGCUGGCUGAGUCCAUGCAGCUGUGCCUCCUGAACCCACAACUCACCAGGGAAUGGUAUGGCCCUCGGAGCCCUCUGCUGUGCCCUGAGCUCCAGGGAGACAUCUUGGACUCUCUCUAUACCCUCAAUGGAGUUGCCUUCAACCUGGACCUGCAACGGCCAGACCUGGAUGAAGCCUGGCCCAUGUUCUCAGAAUCCCACUAUUCCAGUCCCAGCCGGACCCGGGAAAGAAGACCCAGAAAACCCAAAGGUUUUCCAGAGGAGGUGAGAUGCUCCAAGGGACAGCAGCUGCAGGGACCAGAGGCUGGAGGAACCAGCUGUCUUCAAGAUGCAACCACAGAAGACCUCCCACCUGACCUCCGUACCCCCUUGCAGCAAGACCAUCUUCCCACCUUUCUGGAAGAGAAGAGGGAGGAUUCCAGAAGCCUCAGUUGUCCCCAGAGCAUUUGGGAAACAGGAAGGGAAGGAUUUCGGCUAGACCAGGAGGGAGGCCCAAAGACCAGGAAAUUGCUGGAAAACUCAACAGCCAGCAUCCAGCAACAGAAGGGUGGGGCUAAGGAUGUUCAAAUGCAGCUGACAGGAAGGAAAGAUGAAGGAAAAGGAAGUCUGCCAGGGACGGAAGGUCGGAAAACAACAGAAGGGAUCCAGGAAAGGGCAACAGAUUGGAACCAUGCCCAGGAGCUGCUGGCCCCCAGCCUUCAGGGAAGGGAAGAAGAUGCAGAGUUGGGAUACAGGCAUGGGUGGGAUCAGCCUGGUGCUCUGGGGCAAUCCUGGGUCCUGGGAUCAAAGAAAGGUCCCACCACAGGGAAGCCACAAGAGUGGACAGGAGUAACCCGUGCAACCGUGCAGAAGGAUCAAACAGAAGUGCCCUUGCAGCAGGAGGUGAUCAAGGAGCCUGGGUACGGCCUCCAGCUGACAGAGGUACAGGCCCAGUGUCAAGAGCAGCUGCAGGCCCAGGAAGGAGAACUACAGGCACUCCAGGAGCAGCUCAGCAGGUGUCAGGAAGAAAGAGCCCUGCUACAAGCAAUGCUGGAACAGAAGCAGCAGGAGGCUGAGAGGAGGGCUGCCAUGUAUGAGAAGGAGCUUGAAGGACAGAGGGACCUGGUCCAGGCCAUGAAAAGGAGGGUGUUGGAACUGAUUCAGGAGAAGGACCACCAAUGGCAGAGACUCCAACAGCUGUCUACUGUGACCCCUGGACACUGCAUGGGCUGCAACAAGGUCUUUAGGCGGCUGUCUCGGCGGUAUCCUUGCAGGCUCUGUGGAGGCCUGGUUUGCCAUGCCUGCUCUGUAGACUACAAGAAGAGAGAGCGUUGCUGCCCAGCCUGUGCCCAGCAGGAAGAAAUCCAGGUCACCUGACCAAGAUAGCACAAGGAACCUAAGACCAGCCAGCCCACCAGCUCACUCUCGUCAUUCCUCUUCCCAACCCUGGUGUCUGACUACUUUUCUCUUCUGGGAGCUGGUGAGCUGUGACCCCAGCACUGCUGUGGAGGACCAGAGGGAACAGCUGGCAGUCCACAGAGAGGCCUAGCUCUGCCUUUCUCGUGCAAGGGGCUGAGUGGAAUGUGCCCACAGCUCUAGAAGCAUUGUGUCUGAUGAGGAAGACAUGCUGUAACCUCUUUGUAAAGUCCCUUGAAGCACAGUGAGUCAUGACCAUGAAUAAGAGCAGCCCAGGGCUCAGCUGUUUCCAAGCCACACUCUCCCUCCCCCAUCACCUAUAAGGAGGGAAGCCCAAAUUCACUGGGCUCUUCAGGAACCUUCCCUCUGAUCUCCUUCCAGGAUCAUUGUCUUGUCUCAUGUCUCACAGAUUUACUGACGUGUGGUUGACAUAUAAAAACAUUGUGUAAGUA
Messenger RNA from Rattus norvegicus (Norway rat), 2786 nucleotides. NCBI's taxonomy places the organism in Eukaryota, Metazoa, Chordata, Mammalia, Rodentia, Muridae. The record is from RefSeq and is a predicted model, not a curated record.